Messenger RNA from Tarenaya hassleriana, 2912 nucleotides. RefSeq names its product BTB/POZ domain-containing protein NPY3. Gene Ontology annotation, molecular function: protein binding. The coding region runs from base 941 to 2713 and encodes 590 amino acids. The transcript has 4 exons. Lineage: Eukaryota; Viridiplantae; Streptophyta; Magnoliopsida; Brassicales; Cleomaceae. The record is from RefSeq and is a predicted model, not a curated record.
UGCCUGAAAAAUGUCUGGCUACAUCCAUUCUCGGUCUCCGUUGAAGGGUUAUCUCAGAAUUUUGCAAAUUGGCUGAAAUGGGAAACCGAAAAAUCAAUUCUUGUUUCUAGGGUUUUAUGAAUUUCAGCGCGAAUAAGCUUAUUUCUAUUCCUUUUGAGUUCCAUACAUAUAACGCGGUGACUCUGUUAGGUUUUAGAUUCCUGUCCCAUAUCUCAUAUUCUCUUUAUUUAAGAAAAGACAUGACUGAGAUUCUUGAGAUACAACCGAGUAAGAGCUUGUUGCUUUCUUUAUCUCUCAACAGAUUUCUUUAAUAGAAUUUUCUGGGUUUUUUUUGGAUAUGGUUCUAACAAGCAACGAAACAGAAUCUUGCUCCUUGCAAGAGUCCAAGUUCUUCUGUUCCACGUACAUUGUUUUGUCUUUGGAGUAUUUUGUUCCUCAACUCCAAGAAAUGCUUGUCUCGGAAGCGUUUCUGUGUUUUAUCAUGGAAUCCUAUUAAAAGAAAUCGCGGGCUUUGUUUCUUCAUCUUUUUGAUGCUUUGUGAACCAGAAAAGAUUCGAAAAAAAGCAGAACAAAAAACAGGGGUUUUGAUAAAGAAAUAGGCAGAGUGUCGGCUUCUGAGCACGUGGGUUGGCAUCUAUUAGGGUUCAUUUUCUUUUUGCCUUGGAUAACCAGCAGAAGAAGCAAGCCAGGCUUUUUCUAUAUUAGGUUCCUUCUCUUCUAAUUCAAGUUCAUGGCAUGCUUUAAGAGAACUCUGCUUCCUUACUUUAUCUGUGCUCCCUCUGAUCUCUAUUUAAUCAUCUGGUUAUGCAGAUGAUUAUCCAAAUUUCAAUCUGUUUUAUGAACCAAGUUGUUUUAACAGGUUUGAUUUUGUUGGAGAGGUGAAAGAGAAGGAAGAAUCUGGAAAAACCCUGAUCCUGUUUUUGUUAGUAGAGGGCAAAAAAUGAAGUUUAUGAAGCUUGGAUCCAAACCCGAUUCGUUUCAGUCCAAUGGAGAUAAUAACAUCAGGUAUGUGGCAACUGAGUUGGCCACCGAUGUAGUUGUGAAUGUUGGAGAGGUGAAGUUCCAUCUCCAUAAGUUUCCACUUCUAUCCAAAAGUGCUCGCCUCCAGAAACUCAUAUCCACGGCCAGCGAGGAUUCCAGCAAUGAAGACGAAAUCCACAUCCCCGACAUUCCAGGAGGGCCUGCGGCAUUUGAGAUAUGUGCCAAGUUCUGCUAUGGCAUGACCGUUACUCUCAACGCAUACAACGUCGUCGCUGCUCGUUGCUCUGCUGAGUAUCUCGAGAUGUACGAAUCCCUCGAUAAAGGGAAUCUUGUUUACAAGAUCGAGGUUUUCUUGAACUCCAGCGUUCUCAGAAGCUGGAAAGAUUCCAUCAUAGUUCUUCAGACAACCAGGCAGUUCCAUCCCUGGUCAGAGGAGCUGAAAAUCAUCGGACGGUGCAUCCAGUUUAUUGCUUCCAAGGCUGCCAUGGAUCCGGCAAGGGUAGAAUGGUCAUAUACAUAUAACCAGAAGAAGUUUCCGGUCGAGGAGGAAGGUCGCAUAGUUGUGCCAAGAGACUGGUGGGUUGAGGAUCUCUGUGAGCUUCAUGUCGAUCUUUACAAACGGGUUAUCUCAAUGAUCAGAACCAAUGGCGGAGUCUCGCCCGAGAUUGUGGGGCAAGCUCUAGAGGUAUACGCAACGAGGAAGAUUCCGGGUUUUGGCAAGGGGACGAUGGGUCAGACCAGUGAUCUGUCCAAACACAGACUGUUGUUAGAGACUGUCAUUUCAUUGCUUCCAACCGAGAAACAGAGCGUAUCUUGUGGAUUCUUGAUCAAGCUAUUCAAAACAUCAAUAUCACUGGAUUGUGGAGAUAUCGAGAAGAAAGAGCUAACGAGGAGAAUCGGGCAGAAUCUGGAAGAAGCGACGGUGUCUGAUCUCUUGAUCAGGGCGCCAGAAGGAGCAGAAACAGUAUAUGAUGUGGACAUUGUUCAGAGCAUGAUCGAUGAGUUCGUGAUACAAACCCAGAAAAGAGACGAAUUUGGCCGUUCAGAAAAUGGUUUCAAGGAAAAUGAGAAUGGUGGGUUUGAGUCAGAGGGUUCAAGAGCUUCGGUGGCUAAGUUAGUCGAUGGAUACUUGGCUGAAAUCGCGAGGGAUCCCAAUUUGCCCGUGUCUAAGUUCCUCGCUAUCGCUGAAAAAGUUUUGAAUUUCCCGAGAUCUUCACACGACGGAGUUUACCGUGCCAUUGACAUGUUCUUGAAGCAACAUCCAGGGGUCACUAAGAGCGAGAAGAAAAUGAUAUGCAGAUUAAUGGACUGUCGUAAACUGUCACAGGAGGCUUGUGCUCACGCCAUUCAAAACGAACGGCUUCCGUUACGGGUCGUGGUUCAGAUCCUCUUCUUCGAACAGGUCCGAGCCACGACAGAUGUCUCUAGUCCGGUCAAACCCUCUCUCCCGCCGAGCGGAUCACGCGGCAGUUCGAGGACGACGACCACAAACACGGAAGAUGAUUGGGAUUCUUCUGUUCCUGUGGCCGAGGAGACGUGUAAUAACAAGAACAAGACGAGUUACGACAAGGCCAAAGGCGUUGCCGCCAUGCCUAAGAUAUUCUCCAAGCUAUGGACCGUGAAAGAUAGGGAUGGAGACGUCAGCAGCUCGGAGGCUUCUGAGAGUCCCGGCUCUGCCACGGCCGAGGAGAAAUCUACGCCGUCCACCCGCCGGAGAAGAUCCACGUCCUGAAUAUGACGUCAUUUUUCUUAAUCUAGGUCUUUUUUUCUAAAAAGAUAAGCUAACAUGAUCGCACGUUCAUCGCGUAGAAUCUGUUCUUGAAAGUAAGAUUAAAACGAUUUUUUUUUCAAAGGGUAACACCGAAAAUUUUGAUUAUGUAACCAUUACGAGACGAAGUAAUUAGAAAAAUCGACGAAGAAUUUGGUGCGUA